Protopterus annectens (West African lungfish) is the source of this 1768-nucleotide messenger RNA. Its product is annotated as polyunsaturated fatty acid lipoxygenase ALOX8-like. Gene Ontology annotation, molecular function: iron ion binding; oxidoreductase activity, acting on single donors with incorporation of molecular oxygen, incorporation of two atoms of oxygen. The record is from RefSeq and is a predicted model, not a curated record. The transcript is spliced from 10 exons. NCBI's taxonomy places the organism in Eukaryota, Metazoa, Chordata, Ceratodontiformes, Protopteridae. Gene Ontology annotation, biological process: linoleic acid metabolic process; lipid oxidation. The coding region runs from base 23 to 1453 and encodes 476 amino acids.
GUAAAGUGCCUCUUUAGAAACCAUGAAGAAAAUUAGGAAUUUAGGUCGGACCUGGACAAGACUGGAUGACUUUGAAAGAAUAUUCUGGUAUCCAACUCCAGUAGCAGAUUAUAUUUACAGACACUGGAAGACAGAUGAACUCUUUGCAACAAUGUUUCUGAAUGGUUGCAAUCCAGUCCUUAUUAAAAGAUGUACCGAACUUCCACAGGCUUUUAGUGCCUUAAAAGAUGAGAAACUAGACAGCGGCAAUUCACUGUCUGCAGAAAUCAAGAAUAAUAGGGCAUAUGUGGCUGAUUACAGCAUACUGGAAGGAAUUAAGCCAAAUGUCUUAGAUGGCCAACAACAGCAUGUUGCUGCACCAAUCUGCAUUCUGUAUGAGGACCCAACAAAAGGACUUACUCCAGUUGCUAUAAAGAUUGGAAGAGCACCAGAUGAUCUAGUAUUCCGGCCAAAGGAUGGUCUUGCCUGGCUUUUAGCUAAACUAUGGGUUCGAAAUUCAGAAUUCUAUUUUCAUGAGCUAUCAUCCCACCUGCUUCGAACUCACUUGUUGGCUGAAGUUUUUGCUACUGCAGGAUACAGAUGUCUGCCAUAUACCCACCCAGUGGGCAAGAUUAUGUUCCCACAUGGAAGAUACACACUGGCAAGCUGUAUGAAUGCUCGUAACAAUUUCCUAAAUAAAAAUGGAUUUAUUGACAAAUACACAGGUGUUGGAGGUGGAGGCCAAUUUGAUCUCUUAGUGAAGGCUUUCAAACUAGUCACCUAUGACAGCCUUUGCCUACCAGAUGAUUUAGAAAAUCGAGGAGUGAAGGAUCUGAAAAAUUAUUACUACAAAGAAGAUGGAAUGCAGCUGUGGAAUGCAAUUAACGAAUUUGUUAACAACUUUGUUGACUUAGUCUAUAAAAAUGAUGGUGAAGUUAAGAAGGACAGUAAUCUUCAGGACUGGGUCAAAGAAAUAUUUCAUUAUGGUUUCUUAGAGAGGGAGGCUUCAGGAAUUCCUAGCAGUCUGGAAAGUAAAUCAGCUUUCAAGAAGUACCUGACGAUGAUUCUGUUCAUGUGCUCUGCUCAACAUGCUGCAAUGAACAACGGGCAGUUUGACAUUUAUGCCUGGGUGCCAAACUCUCCAACUACAAUGAGAAAACCUCCACCAAAGUAUACUGAAGAUGUUACAGAGGAGUUCAUUAUGCAAACAUUGCCAGAAAUCAAUGUGGCGUCCAGACUUAUGGUUACAAUGUACCUGACCAGUUACCCUGGGGAUGAUUUUGUGAAGCUUGGUGAUUAUCCAGAACACACAUUCGUUGAACCUGAAAUGAAGAGAUGUAUUGAACAAUUUAAGAAAAAGCUCAGGGAAAUUGAUGAGAAUAUAAAAGUGAGAAAUAAAAUGCUCUGUAGUCUUGAUAAGUUGCCAUAUAACUACAUGGAGCCAAGUCAGAUAGAGAACAGCAUUGCUAUGUGAAUACAGCAGUGACUACAGGGUACUGCUUCAAACUGCAAAGAAUCAGCAUGAAAACGAGAAAAAGAGCCCAAUAUCGUUAUUUUUAUGUUUGCUUUGUUUUGCUGUCAGGAUAUUUUGCAAAGAAUUAGACAUGGGGUGCUGUGUGUUAAAUGUAGAUUAAUCUAUACCCCGGUUACAUUAUGACACAUGAGAUGAAUCUAAGUGCCCUUGCAUUACCUAUGUUGAUGGCUAUUCCACAAUAAAUGUACAGUCAGAUUAGAUUAUUGCAUCUAAUAUAUGAGUUAUAUUAAAACAGGAACUGGUGAACUAAACAAA